This is a messenger RNA of Rhododendron vialii, 2258 nucleotides long. RefSeq names its product protein HOTHEAD-like. Gene Ontology annotation, molecular function: oxidoreductase activity, acting on CH-OH group of donors; flavin adenine dinucleotide binding. The record is from RefSeq and is a predicted model, not a curated record. Lineage: Eukaryota; Viridiplantae; Streptophyta; Magnoliopsida; Ericales; Ericaceae. The transcript has 6 exons. The coding region runs from base 146 to 1945 and encodes 599 amino acids.
AUUAAUUUUCUUUUAUGAAUAUUUUAUACAGUAUAUUUAGUUCAAUAAUGGGGCUUUAGUAAACAGUGGAGCACACAGAACAAGGCCAACAGGAGAGAGCCAGCUCAAAGCAGAGGUGAAGAGGAGUUGGUUGGGUUGUCUCUCAAUGGCUUCUUUGGUUUUUGGGGAAGUGAAGCUCUCUCUCUUUCUUACUAUAUUUCUUUGCCUCCAUGCACUCACAUUCUGUCAAGGUAAGAAAAACUGGGAAAAGAAAUAUCCAUUCAUAAAGAAAGCAAGCACAUUCUCCCCCUCACCACCAGCAUCAUCUUCAUCCUCAUCAAAAUCAAGCGGCAGAGAUAAGGCGUAUGAUUACAUUAUAGUGGGGGGCGGCACGGCGGGUUGCCCCCUUGCGACCACGUUGUCGCAGAAUUUCAGCGUGUUAUUGCUUGAAAGAGGAGGUGUCCCUUUUGGCAACAUAAACACAUCCUACUUGCAGAAUUUUCACAUCUCUUUGGCUGAUACUUCACCCAAAUCUGCUUCCCAGUUCUUCAUUUCCACCGAUGGGGUUAUUAAUUCUAGGGCUAGGGUUUUGGGUGGUGCUACUAGCAUCAAUGCUGGCUUCUACACUAGAGCUAGCUCAAGGGAUGUUAGAAAAGCAGGAUGGGAUCCUAAACUGGUGAACGAGUCAUUCCCAUGGAUUGAGAACCAAAUUGUUCAUCCCCCCAACAUGGCUCCAUGGCAAAAGGCUGUUAGAGACAGUCUUCUGGAUAUUGGGGUCUCCCCUUAUAACGGCUUCACUUAUGAUCACAAGUACGGUACCAAGGUUGGUGGAACCAUUUUCGAUCAGUCUGGCCGCCGGCACACCGCCGCAGAGUUGCUCGCCUCCGCCAACCCUGAUAAACUCGAGGUUUUGAUCCGGGCCACAGUUCAAAAGAUUGUCUUUGACACAACAGGGAAGAAACCAAGGGCCGUAGGAGCGAUCUUCAAAGACGAAAACGGGAACCAACACGAAGCACAUAUCGCCAGACGGCGGGGGAGUGAAAUAAUCGUCUCAAGCGGGGCGAUCGGAAGCCCACAGCUGCUGCUAUUGAGCGGCAUUGGACCCAAAUCUGAUCUUAAAAAGCUGAACAUAUCGGUAGUGCUAGACAAUGAGUUUGUCGGGAAAGGCAUGGCGGACAACCCCCUCAACUGCGUUUUCAUCCCCACGAAUACGCCGGUGGUGCAGUCGUUGAUUCAGACUGUGGGGAUUACCAAGAUGGGUGUGUACAUUGAGGCUAGCAGUGGGUUUGGGCAGUCUCAGGAUAGCAUUCAUUGUAACCAUGGAAUCGUAUCGGCAGAGAUUGGGCAGCUCUCCACCAUACCCCCAAAGCAAAGAACACAAGAAGCAAUACAAGCCUACACCAAAAGCAAGAAAGAUCUACCCCAUGAAGCAUUCAAGGGAGGUUUCAUUCUAGAAAAAGUUGCCAGCCCCAUUUCAAGAGGCCAACUCAACUUAAUCAACACCGACGUCGACAACAACCCGGCGGUCACCUUCAACUACUUUGCCCACCCGUACGACCUCAGCCGGUGCGUGGACGGGAUUCGGAUGGUGGAGAAGCUAGUGACUGCCAAACACUUCACGAACUUCACAGGCCGUAGUGACAAACAAACCGUGGAGAAGCUGCUCAAUAUGAGUGUCACGGCUAAUGUCAACUUCAUACCUAAACACACAAAUGAUACAGAGUCAGUUGAGCAGUUCUGCAAAGACACUGUGGUUACUAUUUGGCAUUACCAUGGGGGGUGCAAUGUGGGGAAAGUUGUGAGCCCUGAGUACAAGGUUCUAGGUGUCCACCGGCUCCGAGUCAUCGAUGGAUCGACGUUUAGCGAAUCGCCCGGGACUAAUCCUCAAGCCACUGUGAUGAUGCUGGGCAGGUACAUGGGGGUGAAGAUUUUGAGAGACAGAUUAGGAAGAUCUGCUGGUAUAUAAAGGCAAGGGCAACCGUAGGAGCACAAGAAAAGCAGGGGGCUCGGUUUUGUAAUGGUGGCAAUGGAUUCAUUUCAUUUGUCUGAAAUUCUUAGUCCAGGAGUUCCUUUAUUGCACCCAACUCGGAAUGCUCAUUAGUCAUUACUGGUAUGCUAUUAUGCAAUAAUCACUAACGAUAUAGUGAUGGGAAAUACUACAUUUUUCAUGUAUGCAAACCGGUUUUAAUAAAUCGGAAAAAAAAAAAAAUGUGAUCGAUAACAGAGCAUUGCUGUUUACCUCUGUUUGAUUUGAAAACACGAAGUUCACGAUUGGUGUC